Sphaerulina musiva SO2202 is the source of this 1261-nucleotide messenger RNA. Its product is annotated as U-box-domain-containing protein. The coding region runs from base 84 to 968 and encodes 294 amino acids. Gene Ontology annotation, biological process: protein polyubiquitination; positive regulation of proteolysis; protein quality control for misfolded or incompletely synthesized proteins. Gene Ontology annotation, molecular function: ubiquitin protein ligase activity; protein-folding chaperone binding. Lineage: Eukaryota; Fungi; Ascomycota; Dothideomycetes; Mycosphaerellales; Mycosphaerellaceae. Gene Ontology annotation, cellular component: cytoplasm. The record is from RefSeq and is a predicted model, not a curated record. The transcript has 4 exons.
UACAUUGACUACAUGUACGCCUCCAGAGUCCGAACGGGAUAUACACGUUACUCAUAACCGUCGCGAACCAACAAUUGUCAAUAAUGUCCUAUCUGGCAGACGCCCUCAAGGAAAAAGGCAACCACGCGUUCCGAGAGGGCGAUUACCAUGCGGCCGAGGACUUCUAUACCCAAGCCAUUCAAAAGUACUCCAAGAACCCACUCAUAUUCACCAAUCGAGCCAACGCGCGACUGAAGCUACAAAAAUGGGACGACACGGUCAACGACUGCUUAAAAUCGAUUGAAAUCACCGGCCCCAACGGCCAAAACCACAAAGCAUGGUAUUUUCUCGCCCAAGCACAACUGGCCCUCCACCAUCCCCACGAAGCUCUCUCUUCCGCUCUAAAAGCCUACGAGCAAGUUCUCCAUCCCGCCCCAGCCGCCAAAACCAGUCCCUCAGACCUCCAAACUUUUUCCGCAUUUGUGCUGCGGUGCAAGAAAGAAAAAUUCCGCGCCCGCGAUCGCGAACGUUUACGACGACAGGGGGAAUUGCGCGCCGAAUUGGAGGAAAUGCUGGAGAAGCAGCGUCAGCAAGACCUCGAUCUGGUGGCGGAAGAAUUGCAUCGUGGGAAAUUGGGCCAGGUGGAAGCUUCGGAACGAAGUGAAGAAGUCCGAGGGAAUUAUGAGAAGAAAAUUAAUUCCCUCAGGACGGUGUUUGAGAUUGCGGAACCGCAGAAUAAUACUCCGCGCGAAAUUCCGGAUCAUUUGGUGGAUAUGAUUACGUUUGAACCGAUGCAUGAUCCGGUGAUUACGAAGAAUGGCCACUCCUACGAGCGAGCGACAAUAUACGAGCAUUUGAAACGCACACCCACCGAUCCCCUCACCAGAGAUUCCUUAAAAAAAGAAGACCUCCGAAGUAAUUUCGGCCUCAAAGCCGCCUGUGACGAAUUCUGGGACAGUGGUGCUCGAGAAUGGAUUAUCGACUGGUGACAAUUGACGGGUCACAGGGUAGAGUAUCAUGACGAGGAGCAUGGAGGAAGACGACAACUUCGUCAUGUUCUUGUGGACCCUGUGAUUGAUCACUCGAAUGCGAGAGUGAUGUCGUCGUCGGAGGAGGAAGGGGAGGAGAAGCAGCGAGCGGUGGGAUUGGGAGAGCGGGUUAAGAAGAUGUGGAUGGCUCGGAAGUUUUUUGCGAGGAGAGAGGAUUAGGAGGAGUGGUGGUAGGUGGAUUGAUUGAGUGAGUGAGUGAGUGAGCGAGGAGGGUAGAGUAGGUAGCAAGCAUU